Blepharisma stoltei is the source of this 246-nucleotide messenger RNA. Lineage: Eukaryota; Ciliophora; Heterotrichea; Heterotrichida; Blepharismidae. The record is from the annotation of a GenBank genome assembly.
AUGGAUUAUUGAACCAUCGGCCAUAUGGUUGCUUCUAGAUACGGACACAAUUGCAGAGAAUGCCAUCGUGCAAUCGAUAAAGGUGAAAGAAUCAUCUAUCGAGAUGGACGAAAAAUAAGACUUAUGUAUCACGAAAAAUGCUUUUCUGGAACUGCAGACCCUAGAACUCAAGUUGGAAGUUCCUUCAAUCAAGGAAGAAUGCCUAAAUCUUGUUUCCAGUCAAAAGCUCCUCCUUCAAAGUUUUAA